AUGGGCUCAGGCCUUGCCGCGCUUGUUACUCUGCUUGGGCAUCAUCCUGAGUUGUAUCACCGGCUUGAGGUCGAGAGCAUUCAGCGCUUCAUCCGCCUUGCCAAACUAUGCCGUGGCGCGAUUCAACUAGGACAAAAGCAAAUAGAUAUUCCCCCGUUAGUCCUGCCUGACCAUGUCCACAGAUUCCUAUGCCUUGCCAUGAACCUGGAAUUCAUGGAUGUGGCUCGAUGCUGGGAAGCUCUAGCCGAGGUCGUUUGGGAAAGCUCGGAUAUCCUGGCGACUGAGGGUGACAUACAAGCCUUCCAUAUGCACGGCCUGCAGCAUGGGCUAGGAUAUCGCGAUCUAUAUGCCCCAUAUCAUACCUGCCCAAGCUGCACUCUUGAGGACGGCAAAAGUGUACGCCUCACGGAGGCGUCUACCUAUAAAGCGACGCUGUUCACUGCUUCAGAAGGCUCGCUUCCUGUACACAUUAUCUCCGUGUAUUGUCGAAAGUGCCAUACUCGCUUCUACAACAACUAUGCGAUACAUAAAAAUACCUCUUUGCGUCAAUAUUAUGGCUCAGUUCCCAACGUCGUUGAAGUUGCCAAACAUUUCUUCAUCGAGAGUCGUCUUCUGGAAAUGUUUGCGACACAGAUGUGCUUCCAAUGGUGUAAGUAUGCCUUCAUCAAUAACAAUCCGGUUGCUUUUGGCACGAUGCCGGCAUUCCAUACUACAGGUAUACCUUGGCAGACGUCGUUACUCAUGCGAACACAGGACGUGCUCGACGGCUUCUUCUUGUAUUCGCUCUUACUCUAUAAGGCAGAAAAGCGUGAGGUCCUCGUGGUCCCGCACGAAGGUCCGAGUCAAGCUGCCCGUCUGGAAAAAGAGUUGAAGGCCCGAAACAGCACGAUGGAAGGCACAGGACAGGAAGAAUAUCUUCAUGCCUGUGAUCUCUGCUGCAAGAUAUGGCAGGAUGAAAAUGGUGUAUGGAGGAAACUGCAAGCUGUCGUGACUGAUGGCAACACGAUGGGCCAUCCCUGCUGUGCCGUACACAAUUGCCACAAUCCUCUCGCCAAUACUCGCCGUCGGUACUGUCCCACUCAUGAAGAUCUGAACGCGCUCUGUGCUGUGGAUGGUUGUCGAAGGAAAGCAAGCGAAGGACAGCAGACCUGUCCUGAGCCUGACCAUCGGAAGUUAGAGGAUGCAUACCGCCAGCGCGGCAAGGCACUAUUCCAGCUUCGCGAACGCCUGGCAAAGGCUGGUUUCAUGAUUCCAGAGGAUACAUUGUCCGGAGAAGUUGCUGAUAAUGACGAGGUGGAGGUCGAAGGUCAGGGAGGGAGAGAAAUCGGCUGCGAAGGUAAAUCACCCGCUGGCAAUAUUAAAGUACGCGCAAGAUUCGGGCGACGACGUACUCAUAACGAGCAACUGUUUGUCCGUCCAUGUGGAGUGAUUCUCUCGCGGGCAACAUUGUUUGGGGCAGAAGCAGUCAGUAGUGUCAAGGAGUUAGCGAAGGCGACAUUCCCGACAGCGGCAUCGACGCCGGAACUGCUUAUCUACGAUGAUGGCUGUCGACUGCGGGCACACCUCAUUGCGUCUGGGGAUACACACUUUGCAAACACGGGCACGCCCGUUGAUGUCUUCCAUUUUACUCGGAAACACAAGACCACCGACCACGCCUGCCAGAUGUUCUGUAACCCGGCGAGCUUCUCAGGGCUAGUGGAUCAAAAUGGUAACUGGGUGUUCAAUACAUCAAUCGCGGAACAGACGAAUGUUUGGUUUGGGGCAUUCCAGUCGAUUGUCCGGGAGAUGGAGGUUGUACGU
Gloeophyllum trabeum ATCC 11539 is the source of this 1800-nucleotide messenger RNA. RefSeq lists its product as uncharacterized. The transcript is spliced from 6 exons. The record is from RefSeq and is a predicted model, not a curated record. Lineage: Eukaryota; Fungi; Basidiomycota; Agaricomycetes; Gloeophyllales; Gloeophyllaceae. The annotation marks the transcript as partial.